CAGGAAGUGGUAUUCUUGUUCUGCUAGCGGAACAUAGGUCGUCAGAGGAGAGACGACAUUUUGUUAGCUUCUUAGCAAAAUAAACUGUGGAAGGUAGUCUUAGGGCAACUUGGUUGUAAUCAAAGUUGCUCUCUGUCGCCUGACAGUCUCCGGCUGUAAUCAUGUGGUAUGAAAUCCUGCCCGGCCUCGGCGUCAUGACCGUGUGUAUGAUGAUUCCCGGUCUCGCCACCAUGCAGAUUCACAAGUUCACCAACGGAGGAAAGGAAAAGAGAAUCGCUCGGUAUCCAUGGCAAUGGUAUCUGAUGGAGAGAGACAAGCGAGUGUCGGGAACAGGAAAGUACUUUGAGUCCAAGGGACUCGAGAACAUCCACUGAUUUGGAAUAAGAUGACCCUGAUGAGAAGAAAGUUGUACAUUAAAGGAUUAUAUUUAACAUUCGGUUGUUUGUUUUUUCAGUCUUUUAAGGCAGUCGUCCCUGUUAACCAUUAAACUGUUCCACACUGGAAAUCUUC
Cottoperca gobio is the source of this 510-nucleotide messenger RNA. It is a transcript of the gene ndufa1, whose product is annotated as NADH:ubiquinone oxidoreductase subunit A1. NCBI's taxonomy places the organism in Eukaryota, Metazoa, Chordata, Actinopteri, Perciformes, Bovichtidae. The transcript is spliced from 3 exons. Gene Ontology annotation, cellular component: respiratory chain complex I. The record is from RefSeq and is a predicted model, not a curated record. The coding region runs from base 162 to 374 and encodes 70 amino acids.